Moneuplotes crassus is the source of this 1141-nucleotide messenger RNA. The record is from the annotation of a GenBank genome assembly. Lineage: Eukaryota; Ciliophora; Spirotrichea; Euplotida; Euplotidae.
AUUUACCUUAUAAUAUUUAAAAAUGAACGAAAACGAUUUUGACCUUGAUGACUCUGGAGAAAAGAACCAGUUCAUGCCCAACCAAGACGGCGACCAGCAGGUGGCCAACUUCGAUGACAUCGAUGAUGAUGACGAUGACGACGAAUUCGAAGGGCACCCAGCAGAAGACGAUGAUGAUGAUGACAAUGAAGCAGAGCAAGAUUAUGACCGCCAGGAAUUUGCAUUCGGUGGUGAUAAGAACAGUGAGAGUAAAAACGCUGAUCUUAACACUAAGAAAGUCGAGAAUGACCAAUUCGAUGAAGCUCUUGAAAUCGAUGAUUCCAAUGAAAUUGAAUCUGACGAUGAUGAUAAUGAUGAAGCUAACGAUGCUGUUGCUGCAGUAGGAAUGGAGGAGGAAGAUGAUGAUGGAGAAGAACUCCCAGGUCAGUAUAAUGCUGCGAAUUAUGCUAACCUAAACGUUUCAAAUGAAGUCAAAGAGCUUUUCGAGUACAUUGGAAGAUAUAAGCCCCAGAAAAUCAACCUCGAUACUACAUUUAGACCUUUCAUUCCAGAGUAUAUUCCAUGAGUUGGAGAAGUUGAUGCUUUCUUGAAAAUGCCAAAACCUGACGGAACCGAAGAAGAUCUUGGUAUCACAGUUUUGGAUGAGCCAGCCUUAAACCAUGUUGACCCUUCUGUUUUGGAAAUGAAAUACAUCCAGAAGAAGCAGACUGGGAAAAAGGUUGAAAUCAGCAUCAGAAGCAUCGAGAAUGCAGAAAAGAACCCAAAGGAUAUUCAAAACUGGAUUAAAAAUGUUGCUGAACUUCAUGAAGGACGUCCACCAGCCACAGUUCAGUACACCAAAGUGAUGCCAAACUUUGAUAAUUUAAUGGAAGUCUGGCCUCCUCAGGUUGAGAACAUCUUAAAGCAGACACAGUUCCCAGGGCCUGAAAUUGAUUUGUCAACAGAAGACUAUGCUAAAACAAUUUUGGCUAUGCUUGAUAUCCCUGUUCAUAAUUUGCCUGAAGACAAAGGAAUCAUUGAAGCGCUUCAUAUGAUGUUUACUCUUUACAGUACAUUUAAAGAGAAUCAGCAUUUCCAGAAGCAGCAGCAGCAACAGGUGAUCAAUGAGAGGGAUGGAGACACUGACUUCAUGAAGCUAUAA